GUUUUUAUUCAGAACAUAUGGAGCAGGAGUGAUAGGUUUUAUGAAAAUAAGUAUUACAACGUUUGUUUUUCCCUCCCCACGUUUUUCAAAAUCCAGUAAGCAAAUAUGAUCCCUCAACUGAUCAAUCGGCAAUAUGGAUUGACAACUGGAAAAGAAGAAUUUCCAGUUGAUUUCUUGUUAACAAAGCUAAAGUGUCAUCAAGAUGAUGAAUAUCCAGGGAUAUAUUCUACCUCAAAUUCUGCACCAAGUUCAGAUUUACUGUAUGCUUGUAAAUUUGCUCAAUCAACUGGUUUUGAACACAUUGUUGCACUUGCGAAUGAAGAUGGGAAGAUUGCUUUGCAAGACACCAAUAUUGUGGGAAAGUCAAGGCCCAUUCAUGGAUUUCAGGCACAUGAAAAUGCAAUAUUUGAUCUCUGUUGGGCCCCAUCAAAGUGGCAAAUCGUAACUGCUAGUGGCGACCAAACUUCAAUUCUUUUUGACAUUGGUAGUAGCUCAAUCAGUCCAAUUUCCAUCUUUAGAGGUCAUACAGCAAGCAUAAAAUCAGUUGACUUUUCCCCAACAAAUUCAUCUUUGUUUGCUUCUGGCUCUCGUGAUGGUUCCAUAAUGGUCUGGGAUAUUAGAGGAAGCUUCCAACUUAAAGCUGAAAAUGUCAUUAAAAAUGCUCAUCCCAUUCAAGCCCUUGCAGAAGUGAAAACUUCACGUACCAAACGGAGGGCCACCCCCAGUACUACCUCUGGUGUUAGCAGCGUCACUUCAGUCUUGUUCCAAAACGAUUACACCCUUAUAAGUGCGGGAGCAGCAGAUGGAAAUAUUCACGUUUGGGACCUCAGGAAGAAUUAUACUGUGUACAAAGGUGAUCCGUUACCGAAAAUGUCAAUUCCUUAUGGUGUAUUCACGUGCCGAAGUGGAAUAGCCAGCCUUUCACUAAAUCCAGGGAAAACCCUUCUUUAUGCUGGUGCGAUGGAUGACGUUAUUUACGAAUUUAACGUUGCGUCGUAUAAUGAAAACCCAGUCGGUGUGUAUGGUGGGCAUGAACAGCAUUCGUUUUACAUCAAAUCUUGUUUGAGUGGCGAUGGCAAGUACUUAAUUAGCGGAUCUAGUGAUGACCACGCAUACAUCUGGAAAAUCGGUGCAGGCCCUCAGCCACUGCUCAAACUCGACGGUCACGGUGCGGAAGUGACUUGCGUUGCGUGGUCUCCCAGCAACGUUCCAAAAGUCAUCACGUGCGCAGAUGACGUUCGGCACCGGAUUUGGAGAAUUAACACAGCAAAAGAAGCUCACCAUACAGAAAACGUAAAUGAGAUCAGAGGACGUGCUUAUAAAUUCGAUGCUCAAACUCCUAUUCCCAAAUCUUGUGAAGAAGUUUUAAAUAGGCUGAAAAAGAAGGUCAACAAUGUACCUUCUUUAGGCUGCAAAACCCCCAAGUCAAUCCUUAAGAUCAACCAAAAUACUCGCAUGCCCAAUAGAACCCCCGAUAUUCCCGCUAACUCUCCCUGCCCAUCAAAUGAACGGCUAUCAGUUUACACACCCCGAAUGGCACUGUCGCCCUUAAAAAGUAUUAAUGAACUGACUCCAAGUCACAGUGGCAAUAGUAGUAAUUUUAACCGAGCCGCGGCCUCCCGUCGACUAGAAAUGGAUGAGGCAAGUUAUGCUUCUCCUACUAGAGACCUCCCUAACUACGUAGCUGAUGGGUUGUCUCCGCACAGUAGAACCAGGUCUGGCACAAAGAGGAAAAAGUUAGAUUGGCUCACUGAUCUCAGUCGGAAGAUAACUCCGAAUUCACAUUCUAAAGGACGAAAGAUCAAAUAAAUUGCAAAUCAAACGUAAUAAUAUUCUGCCACUGUAAUUUACCGAAUGCCUUUUUUACAUAAAUAAAAGAACGAUUUUCCCUUUUA
Daphnia carinata is the source of this 1895-nucleotide messenger RNA. RefSeq names its product protein lethal(2)denticleless-like (gene l(2)dtl). Gene Ontology annotation, cellular component: nucleus. Gene Ontology annotation, biological process: mitotic G2 DNA damage checkpoint signaling; proteasome-mediated ubiquitin-dependent protein catabolic process. Gene Ontology annotation, molecular function: protein-macromolecule adaptor activity; protein binding. The transcript has 8 exons. NCBI's taxonomy places the organism in Eukaryota, Metazoa, Arthropoda, Branchiopoda, Diplostraca, Daphniidae. Bases 106 to 1809 code for a protein of 567 amino acids. The record is from RefSeq and is a predicted model, not a curated record.